Molecule: messenger RNA, 1772 nt
Organism: Clupea harengus (Atlantic herring)
Lineage: Eukaryota; Metazoa; Chordata; Actinopteri; Clupeiformes; Clupeidae
Source: RefSeq, a predicted model, not a curated record
CUAUUCUUAUUUCACAUAAUUCUUGCUCCUUCUCCUUCAUUCUGCAGCCAUAUUACGCAGCGCUAUGUGCUAGGUCUAGUUUUGAUAAUGUUGUUUAAUAAAAUGAUGCAUGUCUUGUGGUAUUACAGUAGCCUAUUCAAUACCUUCAUUUGGGUGCACAACUCUGACCACACAAAAAAGAAGGGAAAUGUAGUCUUUCGUAUAUCUUUUCCUGUUACUCAACAGCCAUUUUACACUGUGACCCCAAAAACCUGGGAACAUACUGCAAAGCUGAAUACAGUACAGCCCUACAACUUAACGAAGGGAUUCAAUUUACUGUGCAGCCAUUAUCGGAAAUAUGGAGUACAUUCUGUGCCUAUCGUUCAUACUGUAAUAGGGUUGACUAUAAAACUCUUACUAUUUCACCAUCUCACUAUUUAUAACAGCACUAUGGUUCUACUCCUACGACCAAUGCGUGAACGGCCUCAGAGUCAUUCUGAAUGUACGUGACAACACACACACAGCAGGGGGUUAAAAAUAUCCCAAAAAGACCCAAGCAGAACUGAGAGAAGAACAGGAAACAAGUCACUGGUGGCGUGAAAAAGAGAGAGAGAGAGAGAAAGAAACACACUUCUUUAGUACAGGCGGCACUUCCUUCGUCAGUCGCAGGUGGUAACUGUAAGCCCGAGGUCUGCUUGUGCACUCACCUGAAGCCCAGCAUCGCAACCAAAGAGCGCACUUCUGAACCAGGAACUAUGAAGUCUUCACUGCUGUGCCCUGCCAUUCUGAUAGCCACCAUCUUCAGGACAAUGGCUGAAAACAUGACUGACAGUCCAGAGCCUACUCUGAACACAACAGUCUUUGAACAUGGAACAACUUUGAAUGGAACUGAGCCUAUUUCUACUGUUUCUUCUGACGCUUCGACACAGUUUGACAAUACAACGGUCAGAAGAAAACCACACACAUCACACGUCACAAAGGCUAGCGCACCACCACCAAUGUCAUCGACCACCACCAAUGUCAAGCCUGUCGUUCAGACCUGCCAAACAUUGACCGAGUUACUGGAACUCAGAUGCCCUUCUGUGCUCAUUAUGGGGGGUCUGGCUAUAGGCUGCGUGAUUCUGCUGUUUAGCACCAUGGCACUGGCUUGCCAGGUGUGCCACCUUAAAAGCCAGAUCGGCGACUACUCCUUCGACACCUAUGCCAACAAGGCAAACGGCAGAAGGAGGGCCGAUGACGGCGAGCCCAACGAGGCCACCAUCAUGAUGUCGGAGGUGGCCAAAGAGGAUGAGAUGGAGAUGAAGUCGGAGACGGCGAGAGACGAAGAGGGAGACGGUGAGAGUCAGGCGGAGAACAACCAACCCAAGGAGCAGGAGAAGGAUGUGAACGAGACCCCCGGCAGUGACCAAAGCCCCACGGAAAAGACAGAUGCGGCUGAGAGUGACAAGACAGCUGCGUCUGGCGACUCCGAUGUGAUCAAAAGUUCAGUCAACGAAGCCGAGAAGCCUGAGGAGAACACAGACGAGGCGGCGCACAACACAAUCGCUGAGACUAAAGAUGUGACUGGCGGGUCGAAGAAAAUGGCGGAUGCAAACUAAAAGCAGCCCAGAGGAGACGUGGGCUGCAGGAGGAAGUGGCUCUGAGGCCUGAAGAAUGGUGUGGGCGUGGUUAUGAUGCCCCCUGAACUGUUACGGAGCAAACACGCUGAUUCUGAAUAGAAUCGCCACGGAUGUGUCUUUAUUUUCGGACUUCAGGUGUUAAUAGCCCUACUGGAUUUUUUACAUGAAGAUAUU